Molecule: messenger RNA, 2232 nt
Organism: Dromiciops gliroides (monito del monte)
Lineage: Eukaryota; Metazoa; Chordata; Mammalia; Microbiotheria; Microbiotheriidae
Gene: KLF3
Product: Kruppel like factor 3
Exons: 6
Coding region: 809-1855 (348 amino acids)
Biological process (GO): regulation of transcription by RNA polymerase II
Molecular function (GO): DNA-binding transcription factor activity, RNA polymerase II-specific; RNA polymerase II cis-regulatory region sequence-specific DNA binding
Source: RefSeq, a predicted model, not a curated record
ACUUCAUUGUGUUUAUAUGUGUGGAUAAAUUUUCCACUUUUAUUUUAAUCCCAAAUUAUGAUUUUUGAUACAUAUGCAUUAUUUGGGGAGGUUUCUGAAAGGGAUUUUUUGGGUUUGUUUUUUCAUGGGGCAGUUUUUGUUUUGAGAAAUGUGUUCUAUCUACCCUGAAGAUAGCACUUUUGGAUUGAGAUUAACCCUGUAUAGUUUUGUGCAAAUGAUGGACAGAAGACUCAUCUGGGAAAAAAAUGGUCUACUUUGUUCAGUUUGAACACAAGAUAUACUAUUCAGACAUAGGUGGUUACUCUUUGAUUGGAGGGUUCAAGUGCUCUUGGCCAUCUUGAAUUCUCUACUUGCAUUUGAAGAAUACAUCUUUUUUUUUCUUUAAUUGUAUUGCAUGACUGAAGAAAAACCAAGAUAAAUUUUUUAAGGGAAUGUCAAGAUUUUUUAUUAUUCUGAGUCUGACUUCAGAAAAGGAUUAAAAGUGGAAAAGGAGAAGAAAAGGAAAGCUGGAAAUAGAGAAACUUAUUCAUGAUGCUUUGCAAACUCUUGGUCCAUUUAAGAACUUCAUAAGGAGAAUCUUGCUAUUUGGAGCAUUUACCACUUUUAUAUAUAAUUCCAUGGAUUUUUUUCUACAUUAUUUGCAGCUUAACACUUCAGUUUAGCCUUUUUAAAAAAAAUGUACAUUUACAAAUUAUUUUCCUCUUACCUCUACAGAAACUAAUUUUUAAAAGGAAAGAUUUUGGUUGGAAGAGAAAUAAUUUAAUUUUUGACGAAACACAAGAGCAACUUAGAGGAUCUAACUAAAAGAAUGCUGAUGUUUGACCCUGUCCCUGUUAAGCAAGAGAUGGAUCCUGUCUCGGUGUCAUAUCCAUCUAAUUUCAUGGAACAUAUGAAGUCAAACAAGUACAGUGUCAUUUAUUCUGCACCGAACAUGUUACACAAUAAAUUCUAUCCGACCCCGGAAGGCCUUAGUUCUAAUGGAAUCCAGAUGGAACCAGUUGAUCUCACAGUGAACAAGCGAAGUUCCCCACCUUCAGCCGGAAGUUCACCUUCCCCACUGAAAUUUCAGACUUCUCAUAGGCGAGCCUCACCUGGACUAACUCUGCCUUCGCCUAGCCCACCUAUGAAAAAGUUCACACCGCCUCCACCUGGUGUACAGCCCUUCAGCGUGCCGUUGUCAAUCCCGCCAGUGAUGGCGGCUCUUUCUAGACACGGAAUUCGAAGCCCUGGAAUCCUUCCAGUUAUUCAGCCGGUUGUUGUGCAACCUGUUCCUUUCAUGUACGCAAGUCACCUUCAGCAGCCUCUGAUGGUUUCUACUGUUCUAGCAGAUGAAUUGGAAAAUACAAGUAGCAUGCAAGUACCUGUAAUUGAAUCAUAUGAGAAGCCUAUUUUACAGAAAAAAAUAAAAGUAGAGCCUGGGAUUGAACCACAGAGGACAGAUUAUUAUCCUGAAGAAAUGUCACCCCCCCUAAUGAACUCAGUAUCCCCUCCACAAGUUGCAAUGUUGCAAGAGAACCACCCUUCAGUCAUAGUACAGCCUGGAAAGAGACCUUUACCUGUGGAGUCUCCAGAUACGCAAAGAAAACGCAGGAUACACAGAUGCGAUUAUGAGGGAUGCAACAAAGUCUACACUAAGAGCUCUCACUUGAAAGCCCACAGAAGAACACAUACAGGAGAAAAACCCUACAAAUGCACGUGGGAGGGAUGUACGUGGAAGUUUGCUCGGUCUGAUGAACUAACAAGGCAUUUUCGAAAGCAUACUGGGAUCAAGCCUUUCCAAUGCCCGGACUGUGACCGAAGCUUCUCUCGCUCUGAUCACCUUGCUCUACAUAGGAAGCGCCACAUGCUAGUCUGAAUGCAUCCGGCUCCUGGAUCAACAACUCCCUUCUCUCCCACUUCUUGCCGUCUCCCUCCCUUUCUCUAACUCAUUUUUUUACACGUACAUUUUAAUUUUGAUUCAGCUGGUCUGAAUCACUGAGUUUAUACCAUUCAAAACUUCCAUAUGGUCAGUAAUAGAUGGUAUGUAACCCUCUUUUUUCCUUACCACGGGUCAGACCUAAAGAAUGUGAACACUUUUUUUUUUUUCCUGGGGAUGCUAAGCAAACCCUUCCUAUAGACAUGUUUAAUGUACUGCGAAUAAGGGAAUGUGUAAAUUAACAUAGCCAUUUGUUGGUUUCUCCAUGUAUUCAGUCAUCAUAUAUUGACAAACCAGUAAAUGUAUUAGAAAUUCAA